CAUCACAUAACUUAUUCUGAUGAGGUAAAGAGUCACACACCGGUAAUUGAAUCAUUGUUACAGAUACAAGUUUCCAACAAGUGUUCAGCGCAAGAUCUCGUUUUGCAAUGCGAGGAAUGUGAAAAUUAUUCUGUGUGUACAUGUCGAUUAUGUGAUGCCGUAUUUUGCAGACUACAUUUUGGAAGUCAUAUGGACGCUAAACAUAAACAUUGUAAAACAAAACCUGACAGUUCGACUUGUAAAAAGCAUUCUCUCCAGUUUAAGCACUACUGCAGAAGCUGUGUAAAGCCAAUAUGUAAUGACUGCAUGCGAUACGAAGAUCAUUCUACCCAUGGCCUCAGUAGUCCAGUGGCCAUGAUGGAGUAUUUUAGAGAAAGCAUUUUCAAUGAAAAUGAAGAACUCAAGAAUAUCAUAAAACCAUUUUAUAACACGUUACUUGACUUUAUUGUUAAAAAACAAUCAGAGAUGCCCCGGAGCUAUACUAAAGCAAGAGAAAAUAUAAACGAAUUUGGACGUAAAAUGCACGAACAGGUGAAUUGCGCAGUAAAGCAUUAUAUAGAAAUUCUGGAAGUCAAUGCAAAAGAACAGUUGGGAAAUAUUAAGGACUAUUUGAAAUUUUUUCAACAAAGGAUAGAUGAUAUAGAAAAGACAUUAGAAGAAAAUUCACAGUUGCUACAGAAGAGUGAUUCUUUUGAUCUCUUGACGUCUUUUGAAUCCUCUCUUGCAUACUUUCAUACUUAUCCUGACUUAUCUGAAUUCAAAAUGCCAGUAUUCCAUCCUAAUAUACCCGAUUCAAAGACAAUUAUGAACCUUGCUGGUAAUAUAGAUUAUCCAACAGGAACAGACGUUCCCCUUUCUUUAAAUUAUAAACAAGUUCAGUUAUCACAAAGCCACCUUUUAAAACGUCCUUCAGUUUUACAAAAGUCCGUCGGUUCCAAUUUAGAUAUACUGGACCUUUCCUGUCUUCAGUCUGAUGGAGUUCUCACUAUUGGGAAAGGUAAACAGCUCAAAAGGUUUCAGUUUACAUCGCGCGAACUCUUUCAUGUUCAAACUAACGAACUGGAAUGCAAAAGUCGCUACAUGGCUAUUUCACCGAAAUGUUCCAUCUAUUUUAGUGAUAGAAAGAACAGAUCAGUUAAGAAAUAUGGGAGCUUAUACUGUCACCAAUUGACUACCGUUCUAGACUUUGAUGAUUUAGAACCAAGAGGAUUAACAUUUACUCCAUCUAGCCAAUUGUUGGUCUGUCUGUACAGCAAAAAACGGUCUUUUAUAGCGCGAUUUGUUAACGACAACAAACUGGUUCAGGAAAUUGAAUAUAAUGGUGACAAACAACUGUACAAAGAACCUUGCUUUGUGUGCUGCAAUAGAAAUGGCGACGUCUGUGUUGCAGACCACGGACUUCAUUGCGUCAUUGUAGUUGACCAGUUCGGGGUCUUCCGGUUUUCCUACGGGGACCAAAACAAGACAUCUUUUCAACCUUAUAGUAUAGCCACCGAUCAUUUGUGUAACAUAGUGAUCACAGACAACUUUAACCACGAGAUUCACCUGCUGGAUAAAUAUGGCCAGUUUUUGGGACUUCUAAUGUCAAAGCAUCCGAUUAUAAGACCUGGAGCCGUAGCUAUCGACGAAAAAGGGAAGCUUUGGAUUGGGCAUUCGUCUGGUGGAGAUUUGGCUGUGAUCAAGUAUCUGAAAUAGUCCUAUCGGAUGACAUUAUUUUGUUUAUCAUUUAAUGUUAAAUAUUAACAAUAGAUAUAAUAAAAUGUUUAA
Molecule: messenger RNA, 1767 nt
Organism: Magallana angulata
Lineage: Eukaryota; Metazoa; Mollusca; Bivalvia; Ostreida; Ostreidae
Exons: 1
Biological process (GO): proteasome-mediated ubiquitin-dependent protein catabolic process; negative regulation of translation; protein polyubiquitination
Molecular function (GO): translation repressor activity; zinc ion binding; ubiquitin protein ligase activity
Source: RefSeq, a predicted model, not a curated record